AUGGAAGCUAGAAAUGGGUUAGAAUAUUUGAAACAUAAAAGGCUUCAGCGAGCAAAAUCUGCUACUGCCAGUGCCAAUGCAACAAACAUUGCUAACAUGAUGAACAGAAGUGGAGGAGAUGCUCUUAGAGCUUCUGCAUCUUAUAGUAUGAGGUUGCACGGUGAUUCAGGUAGCUUUUCCAAGCGGAAGGUGGAUAAGUUUAACACAAGUGAUCUGGCAUGGAUUGAGCAAAUUCCCGAGUGUCCUGUAUAUUAUCCAACAAAGAAGGAGUUUGAUGAUCCCUUACUUUAUUUGCAAAGAAUAGCUCCUGAAGCUUCUAAAUAUGGUAUAUGCAAGAUUAUUUCACCUUUGAGUACUUCUGUUCCAGCUGGGAUUGUUUUAAUGAGGGAGCAAGCAGGAUUCAAGUUUACAACUAGAGUGCAACCCCUCCGUCUUGCCGAAUGGGAUACCGAGGACAAAAUGGCGAACAAGGCUUUUGCACAAAGAUAUUGCAGUGCUGGAUGUCUUCCUGCCACAUACUUGGAGAAAGAGUUCUGGAGUGAAAUUGGUUGUGGGAAGAUGGAAACUGUUGAAUAUGCAUGUGAUGUUGAUGGUAGUGCCUUUUCUUCUUUGCCCACUGAUCAACUUGGGAAAAGCAAAUGGAAUUUGAAGAAAUUUUCGUGGUUGCCCAAAUCGAUUUUGCGGCUCUUGGAAACAUCAAUUCCGGGAGUAACAGAACCCAUGCUAUACAUUGGAAUGCUGUUUAGCAUGUUUGCUUGGCACGUGGAAGAUCAUUAUUUAUAUAGCGUUAAUUAUCAUCACUGUGGAGCAUCAAAAACUUGGUAUGGCAUUCCAGGUCAUGCAGCAUUGGAAUUCGAAAGGGUGGUAAGAGAGCACGUGUAUACUAAUGAUAUUUUGUCAACUGAUGGGGAAGAUGGAGCUUUUGAUGUUCUCCUGGGGAAAACAACUAUGUUCCCACCAAAUAUUUUGUUGGAGCAUGAAGUCCCUGUCUACAAGGCUGUUCAAAAUCCAGGGGAUUAUAUAAUAACUUUCCCCAGAGCAUAUCAUGCCGGCUUUAGUCAUGGUUUCAACUGUGGAGAAGCAGUGAAUUUUGCAAUUGGUGAUUGGUUUCCUUUAGGAGCUAUUGCAAGCCAAAGAUAUGCACUUCUUCACAGAGUUCCUUUGCUGCCCCAUGAAGAACUUUUAUGCAAAGAAGCAAUGCUUAUGUAUGCAAGAUUAAAACUUGAAGAUUCAGACAUUUCCCCCGAAGAUUUGUUAUCUCAUAAUUGUGUUAUGAUUUCUUUUGUUCAUUUGAUGCGCUUUCAACAUUGUGCUCGUUGGCUCUUAAUGAAAUCAAGGGCAUGUACAAGUGUUUCUUCACGUUCCCAGGGUACAAUUCUCUGCAGCCUCUGCAAACGGGACUGCUAUGUGACGUAUGUUGACUGUGAAUGUCACUUACAUCCAGUAUGUCUUCGCCAUGGAAUAGAUUCUCUUGACUUCACUUGUGGUACCAAACGCACACUUUAUCUUAGGGAAGAUACGUCAGACAUGGAAGCUGCAGCCAAGAGAUUUGAGCAGGAAGAUGGAAUAUUGAAACAGAUACUUAAGCAAAUGAAAAGUGACAAAAACAUCUAUUCAUACCCUUUGUCAAACAUGUUCCAGAUGGCUGAGGCAAAUGGAUACACACCUUAUUGUGAGAUGAAAUUUGAUUUUGUUACUAAUUUUUAUUCCACCCCAAAGCUGUCAGCAAAUAAUCAAGAGUGUAUACGAAGUCAAUUUGUUUCUAGACCCGAAGUAACUUCUGCUUCAUCUGCUCUACGUUCUCUUUCGAAAGCACCUGAGAUCUCUUCCAAUAUCGAUGAGGCUCAUGCUAACUUUAAAUUAGUCAGUCCUGAUUUUGGAGAGAAUUGUGAAAGAAUAUCCAAUAGUGCUUCUGAGUCUUUGCAAUCCCCUGCUCAGUAUGAAUUCCCUAAUAAAUAUAUGGCCCAUGUUCAUGGAUUAGAGAAGAACGUUGUGGAUAACGAGAGUGAUGAUUCUGAUACCGGGAUCUUUAGGGUUAAGCGCCCUUCUUCUCUUAAGGCAGAGAGGAGAAAUGUUAGAGGUGCUACGUUUUCAACAAAUUCUGCACAGCAGGGACUCGAACAAUUGAAGAAAGACCUUCACGAAGGAAGGAAUGUGCAACCUGUAGAUAUGAGCAAAAGCAAGGAAACGAGUUACAAAUAUAGUCACGGUGUUAGUCAUAAGGUUAAUGGUGAAAUUUCCUCGAGGGACAAAUUUGCUUGGGGAAAUAGCAUUCCCCUAUCCGUAAGAUAUAAGACAAGUAAUGAGGAAGUUAGUAGACGACGACAUCAUUGCCAGACAGAUAGGUUGCUGCAUUCCAUAGAGGUUGCUCCAAAGCGCCUUAAAGCUCGAUGCCCUUCAUUUAUGGGCUUGGAUAGCAGAUAG
Sphenostylis stenocarpa is the source of this 2424-nucleotide messenger RNA. Lineage: Eukaryota; Viridiplantae; Streptophyta; Magnoliopsida; Fabales; Fabaceae. The record is from the annotation of a GenBank genome assembly.